This is a messenger RNA of Bradysia coprophila, 2292 nucleotides long. It is a transcript of the gene Men, whose product is annotated as NADP-dependent malic enzyme. The record is from RefSeq and is a predicted model, not a curated record. Gene Ontology annotation, cellular component: mitochondrion. Gene Ontology annotation, biological process: pyruvate metabolic process; malate metabolic process. Gene Ontology annotation, molecular function: NAD binding; malate dehydrogenase (decarboxylating) (NADP+) activity. Lineage: Eukaryota; Metazoa; Arthropoda; Insecta; Diptera; Sciaridae.
UUUCAGUUCGAUCUGUUCACAAGAUAUGUUAUUCCAAUAGCAGGAGGAACAUAAUAUCGUUGAAAUUUUCGUGUUAAAACCUGUGCUGGAUUUUCACUGGUUUCAUUUUUUUGUGUGUGUGUCAUGCGUUAUUAAAUUAAUAAUAAUCCCAAAAAUUGAGGUUGUUAAUCGAUAACGUUUUCAGUUGAUUUGUGUUUUUUUUCGAACGUCAAUAGUUUCAAUUUCUAUCAGUUUUGUGUUAACUAAACAUUUCUCAACGAACGGUAAAAUGGGCAAUUCUGGUUCAAUAUGUGCGGAUAAAAAUGCUGCAAUUCAUCUAGAGACGAAUGGAACACCCACUCACCCAAUGAACGGGACACAUGCGCAGCAGACACCGUCGUACAAUCAAACAGCGGUGGAACUAAGCAAGCGCAAUUUUCAUACAAAAACAGUUGAGAACGCGUUGUCCAAAGAGAAAAAUGUUCGCGACAGACUUGGUCUAUGGGGAUUGGCCAAUGACACGGAAGUGGCUGGUGCCGUAUCCGGUUUGGAACGUAUCAAAAAUCCUCGGUAUAAUAAGGGAUUAGCUUUCAACAGAAAUGAACGCCAAUUGUUGGGCAUCAAUGGACUUUUACCAGCCGUCGUCAAAACCGAAGAGGAACAAGUUCAGCAUUGUUUAUUGCUUCUAAACAGAUGUGAAAAGGAUAUCGACAAAUAUGUCUACCUCAACAAUCUAUACGAACGCAAUGAACGUUUGUUUUUCCGUGUUCUCGCAUCUGAUAUUGGAAACAUGAUGCCGUUAGUUUACACUCCAACUGUUGGACUCGGAUGCCAGCUAUUCAGUUUGCUCUUCCAAUAUCCGAAAGGUUUAUUUAUUACGAUUCAUGAUAAAGGCCAUGUCUACGACAUUCUCAAGAAUUGGCCAGAGACUGACGUUCGGGCAAUCGUCGUUACCGAUGGAGAACGAAUUUUGGGUCUGGGAGAUCUAGGAGCCAAUGGAAUGGGCAUUCCAGUUGGAAAAUUAUCGCUUUACACUGCAUUGGCUGGAAUUAAACCGCAUCAAUGUCUGCCAAUUACCUUAGAUGUUGGCACAAACACGCAAAGUAUUUUAGAUGAUCCAGUGUAUAUUGGUCUGAGGCAAAAGCGAACAACUGGUGCUGAAUACGAUGAAUUCAUCGAAGAAUUUAUGGUGGCCGUUGUUCGUCGUUUCGGUCAAAAUUGUUUGAUUCAAUUCGAAGAUUUUGGAAACUCUAAUGCGUUCCGUUUGUUGCACAAAUACAGAGAUAGCUAUUGCACAUUCAAUGAUGACAUCCAGGGAACCGCAUCAGUUGCACUUGCCGGUGUAUUGGCAUCAUUGAAAUUGACCAACACCCGUUUGAGUGACAAUACAAUCCUGUUCCAAGGAGCCGGAGAAGCUGCUUUGGGUAUAGCUUCGUUGUGUGUUAUGGCUAUGAAGAAAGAGGGCCUUAGCGAAGCAGACGCUGCUCGCAAAGUGUGGCUUGUUGAUAGUAAGGGUUUGAUUGUUAAGAAUCGUCCAAAAGGUGGUUUGACUGAACAUAAACUACCAUUCGCUCAUGAACAUGAUCCAGCUGAUACUUUGGCUGAGGCCGUCGAACAAAUUAAACCUACAGUUUUAGUUGGUGCUGCAGCUAUUGGAGGUGCAUUUACACCAGCUAUUUUGAGGCGAAUGGCUGAAUUCAACGACAGACCAAUAAUCUUCGCUCUUUCCAAUCCAACAAGUAAAGCUGAAUGCACCGCCGAAGAUGCUUACAAAUAUACCAGCGGUAAAUGUGUCUUUGCUUCUGGUUCUCCAUUCCCACCUGUCGUAUACAAUGGAAAGACAUACUAUCCAGGACAAGGCAAUAAUUCAUACAUAUUCCCUGGCGUCGCACUCGGUGUUAUUUGCGCUGGUGCAUCGACCAUUCCAGAAGAGGUCUUUCUAAUAUCGGCCGAAAAACUUGCUGAUAUGGUUACAUCCGCUGAUCUGGAUAAAGGAAGCCUGUAUCCACCGUUGGAAACAAUUCGCGAAUGUUCAUUGAAGAUUGCAACGAAAGUUAUGGAAUAUUCAUACGAAAAUGGAUUAGCUAGCGUUCGUCCAGAGCCGGAAGAUAAGGAAGGCUUCAUCAAAUCACAAACGUACGAAUUGAGCUAUCAGUCGGCAUUACCGGAUGUGUAUCCUUGGCCGAAAAUGUAAAAACUCAAAUCCACAACUUUUGAAUCAGAAUUUAUUGUUGUACAUUUCAUUAUGGUAUCAUUUCUAAAUAAAUUAUAAUUUUCCGUUUUUGUAAAAUAAAAGAAAAUAUUUUCAUUGAA